CUUUGGACUUCCGGGUGUGUAUAAACAGGUUGCGAGCGGAGUCGGCUUGUGAAGAUGUCUAAAGUAACGUUUAAAAUCACCCUGACGUCGGACCCCCGGCUGCCAUACAAAGUACUAAGUGUCCCAGAGAGCACACCGUUCACAGCGGUUUUGAAGUUUGCAGCUGAGGAGUUCAAAGUGCCAUCAGCAACCAGUGCAAUAAUAACAAAUGAUGGAAUAGGCAUCAACCCCGCCCAGACAGCAGGGAACGUGUUUCUAAAACACGGCUCCGAGCUUCGCCUCAUUCCCAGAGACAGAGUGGGAGGACAAGGAGACUGAUGCUGCUUUUCCUAGUUGACGGCAUAAUGACUCACCCAGCAGAAUCAUAUAACUCUUGAGACCCAGGAAACACCUCAGUGUGUGUCUUAUUUAUUUUCUGGCCCACAACUGACAGUGACUCACAUGAGAACAUAUAUAUAUUUAAACUUGAUGAUGACAUGCACAUACUCUUGCUCCCUGCUGCUUCAUUCUCAGUCAAGGGUUUUUUUUUCAUCUGUUAAUGUAGUUUCAUUAAAAGAUUGGAAUGAUGUCAAGAGUACCCAGAAAUACAGAGUAAUUGAUAUACACAGACACAGCAGCUGCAUCCUGGAAAAAAAUUUAGCUAAGAUUACGAAACAGCUGAGUCAAGUUAUAGUUUUGUAAAUGAAAAUAAACAGAGCAACUAACAGUACAUGCCUAUUUUGCAGUGUUUACUUUUGUUCUAAAUAGCAUUGUGAAUAUGGUAGUGUGAGAGAUGAAGCUUUUUUUUAUGUUCAACAUGCUGUGAAGGACCAUUGUGGGUAUAUUAUGUGGCUGUUGAUGCAGGUAAAAUGUCUGUUCACAUUAGUUAUUCUUUCUUUUUUUUGUCAGGCACCUGUUGUCAGAGGAGUAUUCCUCAAACACAAAAUAACUAGACUGUACUAAACUUUCACUGUGGACCAGAUUGUUCCAUAACAAGAAGGACGCAUGUGCAGAUUAAAAUAUUUUGGCUAAUGUAAAGAAAUGUUUGUUCAGCUGCCAAACUGUGCAGGAACGUGGAUCUUUGCUGCCCUCUGGCAGGUUACAUUUUACCAUCAGUUUACCAUCACCCAAAUGCCUUGCCUUUGCAUUCCAAACCAUGUUUAUGUCCCGUCUUCAUACAAUAAAUAGAAAAUGAUUACCCCAAGUAAUAUAAACUUUUUAACAUGCACUGCUAGUUUAAUUAGGUGCUGAGGAGCAGGUGGUGAGAAGAGAGGGCAGGCAUCCAAAGAGCUUAAAUUGAAAUGCAGAGGCCCCAGAUUGUCACAAUAGAUAUCACAGAGGUUCAGCUCAGCCAAUACAUAAAACACUGUUUUUCAACUGGGAAAUAAAUUAAGUGUUUAAUUGCCA
Messenger RNA from Toxotes jaculatrix (banded archerfish), 1386 nucleotides. RefSeq names its product ubiquitin-fold modifier 1 (gene ufm1). Gene Ontology annotation, cellular component: cytoplasm; nucleus. NCBI's taxonomy places the organism in Eukaryota, Metazoa, Chordata, Actinopteri, Toxotidae. The transcript is spliced from 6 exons. The record is from RefSeq and is a predicted model, not a curated record. Gene Ontology annotation, biological process: protein K69-linked ufmylation. Bases 55 to 318 code for a protein of 87 amino acids.